AUGAGUCAGGAAUUGUAUAAGAAACUAAAGAGUGAAGGAAGUGUCAACUUCAUUGGCGGUGGUCUGGCCGGCGCCGUCUCUAGAACGGUUGUUUCGCCAUUCGAAAGGAUCAAGAUCAUCUUGCAAGUGCAGAAGAAGACUGCCAUUGACCAGAAGUUCAAUGCAGGAAUCUACGCAUCAUUAAAACAUAUAUUUGACACGGAAGGCUGGAAGGGGAUGUUUCGAGGUAAUGGGAUCAAUUGCAUACGAAUCUUCCCGUAUUCCGCAAUACAGUUUAUAGUGUACCAGAAUAGUAUGGUGCAUCUGUUCAAUAAUGGCAUUAGCACCAGUGUGAACGCGAAUCGGGAGCUGGCAAGAGACUAUCAACGAUUGAUAUGCGGUUCUCUUUGCGGGUUCGCUAGUGUGUUUCUUACAUACCCAAUUGACUUGAUUCGAACUCGCCUCUCGAUCCAAACUUCGAACCUCUCAGUAAUGGGGCCCACUUCCACGGCGAUCAACGUGCACAAUCCCCCGGGUUUUGCUGAGUUGUCCAAGAGAAUCUGGCAAACAGAAGGGAAGGUAUGGGGACUGUACCGAGGAGUGGUCCCGACUUGUCUUGGAGUGGUCCCCUAUGUGGCGUUGAACUUUACGAUAUACGAAAAACUCAAGGACUUCACCAUUCUCUCCCGGGGAGACCCUUCCGACGCCAGCAGCAGCAACCUUUUGAAAGUGUCGAUCGGUGCAGUCAGUGGUGGCGUAGCGCAGACCAUUGUGUACCCAUUCGACCUGCUGCGCAGGAGGUUCCAAGUCAUCAACAUGGGCCAGCACCAGAUGGGGUUCCGCUACACCGGCAUCGCAAAUGCCCUGUAUACGAUUGGCAAGCAUGAAGGUGGGUUCAAGGCUUAUUACAAUGGCCUGACUAUCAACCUGUUCAAAGUAGUGCCGUCGACGGCCGUGUCAUGGCUGGUGUACGAGUUAGUGUGCGAUUUUAUGCGGGAGAUUUGA
Molecule: messenger RNA, 984 nt
Organism: Tetrapisispora phaffii CBS 4417
Lineage: Eukaryota; Fungi; Ascomycota; Saccharomycetes; Saccharomycetales; Saccharomycetaceae
Gene: MRX21
Product: Mrx21p
Exons: 1
Coding region: 1-984 (327 amino acids)
Biological process (GO): transmembrane transport
Source: RefSeq, a predicted model, not a curated record